Messenger RNA from Symbiodinium sp. CCMP2592, 11076 nucleotides. NCBI's taxonomy places the organism in Eukaryota, Dinophyceae, Suessiales, Symbiodiniaceae. The record is from the annotation of a GenBank genome assembly.
AUGCCUGGAUUCAUGAUGGAAUUGCUUCGUCAGCAGAGAGAGAUGAUGGCAAUGAACCAGCAGCUCGUUGCUACGAUGCUCCGGAGAAUGGAUCUGGAGGAAGAGAGAAGGAACAAAGCGGAAGAGAAGGUUCACGAGGCAGCUGAAGCGGCCAAGCAGGCAGCAGAGGCAGCUAAGACUCGGGACCCCUUCCAGCCGAGCACUGCUCCCGCGAGCAGUUCUGCCGCGAGUUCGGCAGUUCCUCCAGCAGUUCCUUCUCCCUCUGGGUACUCUGGUGCUGGAGGCCGUGCAGAGAAGUAUCUGCCGAACCUUCCGGUGAUAGACCAUCAAGGCAUGGGGAAAGGGCGCAUGAAGGAGGUAGAGACUUGGCACUCCUUUAUGGAGACGCUGAGUUCCUGGCUUGCCCUGCAGGAGGAAGCGUUUGUUCGGGAACUGCAGCUCUGUAUCCCCGUGAAAACGGAGAUUGUGCAAGCUGACUUGAAUCCCGAGACGGCAGCGCGUAGCUCCAAGCUGUUCUACUACUUGACGCAGUCCCUCGCCAAGUGGGAGCGAGGAAGCGAGCUCUUGAGGUCCUGCUCGAAGAGGCAGGGACAGAGCGCCUGCGGCUACGAGGUGAUUCGAACGAUUACCUCUCAGUACUCCAUCGUGUCACGGAUGGAAGCUGUCUUCGUGAGAGAACAGUCUUUGAAGUUGUACCAGCACGUUGGGCACAUGAAGAGGCCCACCGACUUGAUUCGACAUCUUGAGGAUUCGUUUUCGAAGUCGGAAGCGAAGUUGAGCAACUUUCCUGAGCUUAAGCUGUCUGAGGCUGACCGCUGCUCUGUUCUGUUGCAGAGUUUGAGCGCCGAAGUGAGACAGUACGUGGUUCUCCACGGCUCCAGUUCCGACUGGGAGGCCCUUCGGAAAACGCUCACCUACUACGAAGAGCAGCUGCGACUGUGUGAGGCCCCUGGGUCUUCAGGCCGAGCCUUGCAGGAGAAGCUUUGCGACUACUGCGGGAAGAAGGGACACACAGCUGACAAGUGUUGGCAGCGCCAGAAGGGCGAACGCGGUGGUGCUCCGAAGGGCAAAGGGAAAGGAGAGAAAGGAAAGCCUAAAGGCAAAGGCGACCAGACUCCCAAGGGAUCUGGCACGCCCCGUGGUUCCGAGAAGGGCAAGGGCGACAGAGGAAAAGGCGACAAGGGCAAGGACAAAGGCAAGAAGCAGAAGAAGAAGAAGAAGGGACAGCCUGGAAAGGGACGCUCCUUGACAGAGUCCGAGUCAGAGGCCGAGUCGGGAGGAAGCGCCACAGUGAUGGCGAUGAGGUUUUCCUGUCCGGGGCGAGGCUCUUCGGAGCCCUCUUCUUCCGAACGCCGUGUUCUGAGCCAGCCUGAGAGACCUGAGCCGGCCGCCCUUGUAGUUCCGAAGCCGGGUUCGGGACCCGAAGGGUCGUCUGGGUCUGAGAGUCGAGGUUCUGAGUCGAUGGGCUCCUUAGGAUCCCGUGUGUUGAAGCACGGCGACGUAGCCCAUGUCUGCAAGGCCCUCGAGACUACUCCUGGGGACCUGUGGCUCGUUGAUAGUGGAGCCACCUGCCACAUUGUUUCUGACAAGCACCUCUCAGGAUUUCGUGUUGUCAAGAAGUACGACCGAACGGCCAAUCUGUUCAACGCCUCGGGUGGUGCGAUCGUCGUUUCGGGGGUUGUCGACCUUGAGGUUCAUUUUGGGGAUGUUUUCCUGAGGUUGGAAGAGGUCUUGGUGGCGGAUGUUGGGUUCAACGUUGUUUCGCCUUGGACCGGGUCGGAACGGGGCUGGAAAACCUAUCUAGCCAAAUCGGGAUCACGAUUGUACAAAGGAAACGGAAAGAAGAGCAUCAAGCUGAUGGGCGCUUCGCGCGCCUGGUGGGCUCUGAGCGGGAGGUCCAAGGGCAGGGGGAAAGAGAAUUCUUCCAGACGCCCCCCGAAAGGGAUCGAGGAUAUGGAGAUAGAUGCCUUGAAGGACCGCGACCUGCUAGGACUAGGAUCGAGCAAGGAGUCCACCGCAGGCUCUCCGGGGAAACCGCCUACUCCACCGGCUUUAGAAAGCCCCUCUUUCGAACUACCGGGGGUCGAGCCGCCGGGUGGGGGACCAUCGUCGCCGGUGGCUAUCUACCCGUCGCCAGUGGUGACGGAAGCAGCGGAGAGCCCGUUGCUGGCGGAUUCUGCAGAUGGCCCUUCGCAGGCAGAGGCUGCUGGGAGCCCCUUUCGGGUGAAUGCGGCUGGAAGCCCUGUGGAGGAGGAUACUGCGAGGAGUCCGCUGAAGGCGGAUGUUGCAGAGAGCCCUUUGUUCUCAGAGAGCGAAGGGGAGGAGAGUUGGGGCCCCUCGUGGCCGAAUCCCUCGAAGCGCCUGCGCGCUGGGGUUCCUUCAGAGGUCGAGGGGCCUACGCCCCCUCGGGUUGGAAUUCCGGCGAACAUCUUGCCGGGCUCGCUGAGCCCGCCGUUUGGUGCUCUUCAGAUGGGUGUGGGAACCCAACUUCUCCUGCGAGCGUUGAGGCUGGAGGCUGGCCGCAGGUGGGAGGCUGCGGAAACACUAGGCAUUGCAAAGGUCUCGGUCGACUCUACCGAACCUGUUCCGUUGCUCUCGCACUUGGCGGGUCCUCCAGCGAACAUGAACGAUGCCUACGAUGCCCCAUCCCUAGCAUUCUCUGCUCCAGGGCACGCCUUGAGAGCACUUUGCUCUCCGACGGCAACGAUGCUCGGUCCGAUAGGCCUGCCCGACCUAGAGCAUCCAGCUGCUUGGUUACCAGCCACUCCAGUGAUUCCGGUGACAGCGGCCUAUCCAGAGGAACCAUUGAGGGUUUCGAGGCCGAAGAUGGUGGAAUCGGAAGCCCAAUGUAUCAUUGGGCAGCAGGAGUGGGAGGUUUGGUUGGUACGUUGCCUAGAGGGCAAGAGCCUAGCAGAGUACGGGCUUCAUAUGGAGGACGUGGGGUUCGCAGUCAGGGUUACCGAACUUCUGGAGGCUCCAAGGGGUGCUCGGACGGCGUGGAAACGAAGGUUCCAGGAACCCGACGCUGUAUCGAUCCUCCAUUAUCUCUUCCAUUGUCGAUCUGUAUUGCAAACCUAUCUGGCUACGCCUGCUGGAUACAGGGGACUGGUGGGAGCGCGAUCGAGUCUGCUCGUAAAGGUGCCCAAGUCGGUCACCUCGAUCGAGCUCAAAGCUGCUUGGGCAUACCUAGACUCAGGCAUAUACCUCCGUGUUGCCCGGUAUUACAGACGGAAACGGGAGCAGGAGCGCCUCCACGAGGCCCGGGAAUCCAUGCGAGCGGCAAGUGCCAAAUCGGCAGCGACCCCUCAGGGCUCAAGGAUGGAGGGCGUAGGUGUUGUGGACACCUCCUCUUCGAGCUCCGACGAGGAGUCCUUGCUCCUUGGAGAAGGAGAAGUUAUGGCGCUGAACAGGGCCCAGAGCCAAGAAGAUUUAUCAGACAUCGCAAUAUGGCGGACGCUGGAAGAACUUACAGGGCAGAGGCUGUCCCAAUUGGAUGGCUUCGUUGGGGCCGAAGAAGGAGAUCAGCCCGCAGAGGCGGGACAGGCUCCUGGGCCGGCACCGCCGAGCCCGGCUCCAUCCUCGGUGGCACCAGGACAACUGGUUGCUACUGCAUUCAACCUCCCGAGGGUUUCGGCACCCAUGCUUCCGGAGGGGAUGCAGAGAGAAGAUUAUCAGAGGCACGGAGUGAACAUCCCUCCGUCUGUUCCACCGAGAUCUCGUCUACCAACGCCUCCGAGGGCUCUGAGUGCUCCCGCCACAGGACAGACUGCCCAGGAACGGGCAUUUGUGCUCAGCCCGCCAUCUUUCAGCCACAGUCAAGUUACUGCGCAGGCGAGGCAGAUCCUAGAAGAGGGCCAGAGGCUCUUGGAGGAUUGCGUGUUGUUCUUCGAAAGGGCGCGUUCCGGCGCGUCGCUUGAGGAGGAAGCUGCAGAGAGAGAACCAGACCAUCGGUACACUGUCUCUCUUCCUGCGAUGCACCUCGAUGACCCUGACCUGCUCCAUAACAUCAACCGGGUUAUUCGCGAAAUGGGAUUAGUCGGUAAAGCGGUUACAUUUCGGAUGGACCAAGAAGCGGCUCUCGGAGCCCUUGCCGAGAAACUCACCAAGUGCGAUAGCAGCCCUGCCAGCGCAACAUUGAUUGACGUGGUUCCGGGCUAUCGGCCCCAGUCGAAAGGAUCGAUUGAGAGGCAGGUUGAAACUAUGAAGCAGGGUUUCUGGUCUGUUUGGAUGGACCUGGAGAAAGAGGUGGCUAAGGUGAAGCAGGAAACGGAAGCCGUUGAGCUUGGGAAGUAUCAGUUACCUUUGGGAGGUUUGCUUUGGCAAGCCUGUGUUUUCUACGUUGCUAGGUGCUACAACCUCUGGUGUACUAGCGUCGGGGAUUCGAGCACUAGCAUAGAUCGACUGCAUGAGGAGAUUGUGAACCGGACUCGAACGAGACCGUUUGGGUGUCUGGUGCAAGCUCAGGUCAGUAAGUCCAAGGCGCACCAUGAUAAGUUCAGGGGCGCCCGGACCGUGAAAGCGGUCUAUCUGGGACCUGUGCACGCCAAAGGUGGCGGCAUCUUUGCCGUCCCUGUCGGAAGCAGGGAAAUAGAUAUAUUCCCCGUCGCCAGAAUGAUUCAGGGAGGUGACAUCUACGAUGCCAAGACCCUGGAAGAGCUAUCUCAAGCUAAGCCUCUUCUGCAGGAUACUGAGGACCCCGAGAGGCCCAUCCUGUUUGAUCCGUUGGAGGCUCCUGGUGAUGAUGCUCCUGAUGAGGGGACUGGUGUGGGAAUGGAUGAAGAUGGUGAUGAAGAGAUGAUUGAAGAUGAGCUUGCUGACUAUUCUCCGUCGGAAGCACCUGAGAACCAGGAGCUCGUGAACGAUGAGGGGGAUAUGGAAAUAGACUGGCUCACGAAUCACUAUCUUGAGUCCCUGUUUCGAGGACCUGACCUGCGAGCCACCUCCACUGCAGUUGCAAAGUCGUUUGAUUUGAAGUUUGGGGGUACGAAGAUAAGGUGUGCUGUUCCUCAGAACGCUGUGUCUGAGACCUCGGGAGAGAAGCUAGAACCCGACCUCCUUUACGCAUCAAUGAAGCUCGAGUUGGAAGAGUUAGAAUCCUUCAAGGUUGGAGAAGUGAUCCCUGAGCGCGAAGCUCGCCGUCUUGCUAAGGAGAAUGGCAGGCGAGUCUUGACUAGCAGGUGGGUCAACACGGGGACUGGGGAACGAGUUUUCGUCAAAUUGCGUAAAGCGAUGAACGGAUUGCGCUCUGCUCCAUUAUCUUGGUAUUGCGAGUUGUCUGAAUACUUGCGCUCUCAGAACUUCGAAGCGAGUUUGGACCCCACUAUAUUCCGUCGUCUUACGAAGAAGGGUUUGACGAUUGUGUUGUUUUAUGUGGAUGACUUGCUUAUCUACAGUGAAGAUGAAGCUGAGGGGCGCCGGUUCUAUGAGGAGUUGCGUAAGAAGUACAAACUGAAACUUACGGGCGAGUUGCUUCAAGAUUGCCCCGGGGAAGUCUCGUUUCUCGGUCGGCGGAUCUUUCGCCGUAAGAAAGGGGAACGUACGGUGUAUUUCGGGCUAGACGAACAGUACUUGAGUUCCUGUUGCGAGGAGUACGGAAUCACCAAACCUGCACCAAAGCUCCCCUCCCUUGAACGCCGCUACGCUGAGUUGCUGAAGAAAGGACAGACUGAGCUGAUCAGUCCAGCUGCUCACGAAAGGUACAGAAGGACUCUGGGCCGUUUGGCCUGGGCGGCUCUUUCUCGACCAGACCUGCAGUUUGUGUGUGGGUUUCUGGGCCGCCACCAGGCAGCUCCUGACGAGGCUGCCGAGACCUGUAUGAGGGAUGUCCUUCGUUGGGUCAAGGGUCUUCCGCACAAGGUCCAGAGGAAAGUGAGGCACAUCGAACUGCGUGCCGCAUUCCUUCAGGAGCUCGUGGCCCGGGGUCGUUUUACCAUAGAACACAUACCGGGAGUGAUAAACCCUGCGGACGCCCUCACGAAGAGCCCCACCAACGAAAGUUUGGCUAGCUUGUACGAUGCCUCUGGCCUUGUAGAUGAACCGAAGGCCUGGGAGAGUGAGCCUACUACGGUGCACGUUUCUUUUGAAGAGCCCAAUGAAAACGAACGCUUUACUCCGUCUGUUCCGCCUUCCUGGAAAGCCGCUGCUGUGAAGCUAGCUCGUGGUGAAGCUAAGUACGUAGUGGUUGAACUUUGUUGUGAAGAAGGAAGUGCGUUGUCCAAAGCCUGCUCGAAGGUCCCCGAGAUCGCCUACUUUGGGGUGACUAAGGAAGUUGAUCUUCUGAGCUAUAAUGGCUUGUGUCUUCUGAGAGAGGUUUUCGGAGUUUUAGCUGAAGGUGAGGUGAAAGUGUACGCUCACCUGUCUACUCCGUGCUCUGCUGGUUGUGGCUUGAGGUCCUGGAAAAGGAUCGAGAAGCUGUUGGAGCCUUACGUGGACUCCCCGAACCUUCUUCUUUCUCACGAGUGGCCUGAGAAGUCAGGACUGUGGGACGGCUUCUCCCGUCUGCUUGUCUCCUGCUUGGAAGUGGGCCUCCCCUCCUCGCAGCUCAAGAUAAGCGACACAGUUCUUGCAGCUCAACUGGCCCUGCCAGCUGUCAGGGAAGCAACUGAGUGCAGGACUGCUUUAGCCGAGUGCACACUGCACCAGAGCGAGGACUCGGCGCAGGUGGGUGUUGCAGGCAGGAAGCGUGCUGUGGACGAACCAGUCCCUGGUCCUAACUGCUUUCGUGAGGGCCCAAGCGAAUUCGUUCCCAGUUCUCUCCUGCGCAAGUUGCACACCAGACAGGGCUUCCCCCGUCUGCUUGUCUCCUGCUUGGACGUGGGCCUCCCCUCCUCGCAGCUCAAGAUAAGCGACACAGUUCUUGCAGCUCAACUGGCCCUGCCAGCUGUCAGGGAAGCAACUGAGUGCAGGACUGCUUUAGCCGAGUGCACACUGCACCAGAGCGAGGACUCGGCGCAGGUGGGUGCUGCAGGCAGGAAGCGUGCUGUGGACGAACCAGUCCCUGGUCCUAACUGCUUUCGUGAGGGCCCAAGCGAAUUCGUUCCCAGUUCUCUCCUGCGCAAGUUGCACACCAGACAGGGCUUCCCCCGUCUGCUUGUCUCCUGCUUGGACGUGGGCCUCCCCUCCUCGCAGCUCAAGAUAAGCGACACAGUUCUUGCAGCUCAACUGGCCCUGCCAGCUGUCAGGGAAGCAACUGAGUGCAGGACUGCUUUAGCCGAGUGCACACUGCACCAGAGCGAGGACUCGGCGCAGGUGGGUGCUGCAGGCAGGAAGCGUGCUGUGGACGAACUAGUCCCUGGUCCUAACUGCUUUCGUGAGGGCCCAAGCGACUUCGUUCCCAGUUCUCUCCUGCGCAAGUUGCACACCAGACAGGGCUUCCCCCGUCUGCUUGUCUCCUGCUUGGACGUGGGCCUCCCCUCCUCGCAGCUCAAGAUAAGCGACACAGCUCUUGCAGCUCAACUGGCCCUGCCAGCUGUCAGGGAAGCAACUGAGUGCAAGACUGCUCUGGCCGAGAAAACACUGCACCAGAGCUUAGGCUCGGCGCAGGUGGGUGCUGCAGGUUCGGGCUCCGCCUCUGGAGCUAAGGAGCACAAAGCGACGGCGCCCUCGGUCCACUUUGCAGAGCUCGUGAAGGGAGAGUGUCCGCCACUCCCUGUUGAGUGCCACCUCCGGCCUCUAGCUUCACCCUGUCAGCUUGUUGACUGGUGUCUUGCGUUGCAUCUCCUCGAGACGGCCGAGGCCCAAGGCUACAAGUGUGUUGUCGAGGCGCAGGCGAGCCAGGCGAUCCAAGGUGUUGCCGAGUGGACCCGGCCCACCAAGACUUCACUUUGGCAGGAAAUCGAAAAUGGGCGUGUGGCGGUGGAAGCUGCAUUUGCCAGUUGGUCCUGUCUGUGGAAGGGUUUGGAGCACAAGUGUCAUUCGGAGGUACUUGAGGCUGUUGAGGCCUUAGAGUCGGGGCGCCACAUCGUUGAAGACACUUUUGCAUGGCGUGCGGCAGAGCUUGCUGUUGAGGCUGGUGAUGAGGUUCCGUGGCAUGUUGCCGGGUCAGCUGUUGCAGACGUCAUGGCCAAUUUAGAUGCCGCCCCCUGCGGGCGUAAGCUGACCUUCAUUUCUGCUAACGUUACCCGAUGGCGCAAGGAUCUGUGUCCGUGGCUUGACCGCCAUAGACCGGAUCUUUGCUUGGUGCAGGAGACGCACAUUACAAAGGAGCAAGGUGACUUGAUUUCCACACAUGUCGGGCCCUUUGGAUAUAAGGCUUUCAGCCUGCCAGGGCAUCCAACUGGAGGUGGAGGCAACUCAGGUGGAUUGGCGGUUGUUUUCAAAAAACACCUUGACGUGCGUAAAGCCCACCAUUUCCUUCACCACGGGGUAGGGUUCCAGGCUGUGGUGUUGCGCAUCAGGGAUGUUGAUCUUUUUCUUGUCAAUGUGUACUUGAAGUCCGGUGAAGGCUUUCGCAGCCAGGCCAAUGCCAAAGUCUUAUCCCACUUGAUCUCCUUUCUCAGGUCUGUGAGAGGAGAGUUUUUUGUGGCUGGGGAUUUCAAUGAGGAUUUCAGUGUCAUUGGCACAACAAACAUUGAUCAGGAGGUUCGGGGCACGUGGCUCCACUCUGGGGCCUCCACUUGCACUGGAGGUGGAAACAUUGACUAUGGCAUUUUGUCCAGGGGCUUGGUUGUGACCUUAGUCAACCCAUGUGGGAAUGUGAACUCGGCACUCAGUGGUUCUGUUGAGCUUUCGGUCUUCGGAGUUGCCCAAGGGCCCUUCUUGACACAACCAGUCCAGGAUCGCAUUUAUUUCCGGUGGAGGCAGUGGUUCGAAUUGUGGUCAGACCCCAAAGGUGUUGACCAGGCACUUUUCAAUGAGCUUAAGCAGCGUGCUAUGUUGCAGGCGCGUGAACUUGGGCCAAUUCCUAUUGAGCAGGCUGUCGCGGCUUUCAAAAAGGUCCCCACCAAAGCACCGGGCCUGGAUGGAUGGACAUGCGAGAUUUUGCAAAACCUGCAGCGUCCUGCUGUUGAAGCUAUUGUGGCUUUCCUCCAUCAUUGCGAGCUUGAGGCCAGUUGGCCUGACCAAAUGGUUUUUGCCCUGAUUGCGUUACUUCCGAAAAGUGACAAACGCGAAAGACCCAUAGCACUUUUGCAUAUUCUUUAUCGUGCUUGGGUGCGACUGAGAUGGAAGCUGGUGGCCGACUGGCAAGGCCAAUACUCCAGAGAAGCGGUGUGGGAUAAGGCCAUGCCGGGCAGUCAGGUUUUAGACGUUGCGCUUUCGAGGCUGCUCAGGGGGGAGGCCUCCAGACAAUCUGGGCAACACCUCAUAACUAUCUUCAUGGACAUGGAGACGUUCUACGAUCGUUGCAGGUUCAACGAUGUCAUUUCAUCUGGCAUUUCGCUCGGCUAUCCUCCCUUGAUCCUACACCAAGCAUUGCUCACUUACAUGGGCCCGCGCUUUCUACAGUCAGAGGGCUCCGUUUGCCCGGCCAUCACCCCCGGUAGGGGGGUGUUGGCUGGGUGCCCGGCGGCUCCUUCCAUCAGCAAGCUUGUUGUUCACCCGGUCGCGGCUAGAGUUCAGGCUAAGAGGGCUGCUGUCAACCUUGAUGUGUGGAUUGACGACAUGACCCUCUGUGCCAAGGCCAUUGGAAGGCAAAAGUUGGGCUCCCUUGACGUCACCUUUCAGCUCAUGAGCCACAAAUGUGAGGCCAGAGAGCUUUACCAGUGGCCGAGUUUGUGGCUUCGAGGGCUUGUGCCCAGUGAGGCCACCCGCUUGAAGUACGAUAGGGCUGAUACUGGUUUUCUUGUUGAGGGGCUGUGGUGUCAACAGCAGGCCCUGCCAGGUGAUCAGUAUGUUUUUGCCAGUGAUGCCUCAGGGGGUCCUGGAGCAAAAGAUUCAAGAGCUUUAUGUGUCUCGUGGGCCAUUGCGGCCUACCGUCUUCAUGAUGGAGUCCCGGAGCGUGUGGCUAGUGUAACAUGCCUACCCAAAGAGCCCUUGUCUGUCGCGCAUGGUGAGCAACGGGCUCUUUACGAGCUUUUCUCAAGGACUGCCGGUGAUUUUGACGUGACAGUGGACUGUCAAGGAGCUGUGCAGAUUCUGGCGCGCUCCUCUCCGCCCAAGGAGGGGCCAAUCCCAUGGGGCUGUGUAUGGCAAGAAAAAGCACGGGCUUUAGCAGUGUGGGUCCCGUCUCACAAAGACGAGGCUUAUUAUGCCAGUAGAGGCCUCAGCGAAUGGAGGAGGCUCCUCAACUCUGACGUUGAUCAACUCUGUGGGGCCAGAUCAGCUGUGGCUUUUUCCGGAGCCUUUCAGCCGGAUGUGGGACCUAUUGACAGGUUGUGUGAAGAUGUUUGUCUCCAUCUUGCCAGGAAAGCAGGACAUAUCCUUCACAACCUGUCGUCUCCGUCCUUUCCUUGGGUCCUUAAGCGUGAGGCCAAGGAGCCUGAUGCACAGGAGCCAAAACAGCGCUUGGUUAGGUCUGGGCAGUGUUUCAACAAACAAGCCUCUGCCCCUGCCAAGCUUAACAAAAGGCAACUGCUCCAACAGUUGGUCAAUGAGCCCACUAGGUUGGGUCACUUGUGGGUUUCUUCUCCGUCUAAAGCAGUCAACAACUUUGCAGUUCAGUGCCAGCGCUGUCAGCUUUACAUAGAACAAUGUAACAGCCUGGAGGUUUUUAACCGCAAAUUUCAGCAUCCCUGCCAGGACAUUGAGGCUCCUUUGCAAAAUUGCUGGGACAUUCAUUGCUCUCACGCUAUGGUCAACAAAGGCGCUCUUUUUGCUUGUUCUAAGUGCUUGGCGGUUGUUAAAAUUGCUGCAAAGGCAUCUUCUAAGGUUUUGCAAAGCCCUUGUCUAGGAUUGGCAAGAAAACCUGCUUGUCGCAUGACCCACACCCGUGCUAAGGUUGAGGCCAAGCAAAGCCUGUCCCUUGAGGAAACCUUUCAAAAACAGGCCGGUGCGUCGGACUCCCAAGCAGGUUUGCCAGUUGUAGGUCCUGCAGGUGCUGCCAGUGUUGUGCCAAAAGCCAAACCUGCUGCUGGUAAGUCCCUGCCCAAGUCCAGGCCCCCUAACCCUAAACAAAAACUUUUGUCCUUUGCAAAGUGA